CUGCAUCAACAGUAGCUGGCUUCUGGAGAGCUCCCGCCGAUAGUAUGAAAUUAUGAUCAGACAAACUCUUCCCAAAUUUAUUAGCAGUUCAACCUCAAAUAUUCCCUCCAAAUCACAAGUUCUGCCGUUUCUUGCGUUUCCAUUAUCAUCUAGCUUAUGUCAAGUUUUAAUUCAUUUAUGCUUAAUCUUCUGUGAAACUCGAUCCUAAAUUAUGCUCCUUCAAUGAAUCCUCACUACCCAGUUCCCAAUUCUUCCACCUCCUUCUUCAACCCCUUAAACCCUAACCCUAUUUUCCAAAAUCCCCAAUUCAAUUUAUGCCCACCUUUACCGUCACCACCAGUUCAAUCUCCAUCGCACCCUCAAAUCCCUCUUUCCGACUUACCCAAUUGUCUUUCUUCACUCAAAAGCCUCCUGCAAUCAUCAAACUCUACUCUUCAAUCGCUAUCCUCUCUCCUCCCCCCUCUUUCCCUCUCCUCCGAUUCCCUAAUUCAAUGCCCCUCAAACCCUAAUCACUGGGUUCCCCCAAAUUCCCUCUUUCUACACUCGCUUCAUUGCCCUUCAUCACUUGAUUUGGGCACAGACUUAGAUUCCCUCCAGUACCCUAAAACCCUGAAAUCUGAACAGCAUUUGAUUCAGCAGAACAAGUUUGUUCAGCCCCUUAAUGACCCCACAUCAGAGCUCUGCUUCUCCCUCGACGAUUAUGUCGAUUUUGGUUCCAAUUUCUUUUACCAGGGUUGCCUGGGUGUUGUUAGCUCAGCAGAUGAUGAUGCUACUAGGAGGAUUUUUACACUUCCCGGAGUUUUAUCAGUCGAAUGUGCGAAUUUCGUUGGUGUUAGUGACAGGGAAACUGAUGGGUUCUGGGAAAGUAGUGUUAAGAUACUUCCAUCCGAAAUGUGGGUUGUUAAAGGUGAGUUUGAGCAGUGGAGUGAUUACCCCAAUGAGUACUCAUACAGUGUUGUUAGGGCCUUCGUGUGUUUGGAAUGUGUGAAAGAAAGUGAUUUGUUGCCGUGGUUAAUUGCGAAUUCGCCUCGUUUUGGUGUUGUAAUUGAUGUAGCUAUGAGGGAUCAUAUGUCUGUACUCUUUAGACUUUGCUUGAAAGCAAUGAGGAGAGAGGCUGCACAUUCGUAUGGAUCUUUGUUCAAGAGUAAUGUUGGGGAUAAUGGUCAUAAGUUGGAUGUAAAAUCAUUGAGGUUUAAGUGUCCUGUUACGGUUGAAGUUCUGAGAAGGCUGACAUCACAGUUAUCCAUCUUGUAUGGCGAAACAAGUGCGAAAUCUUUUGUUAUUGAUAUGCUUCGGCAUUUGUUGCUUAAGGCUGUAUCUCAUGCCUUAUUGUUUCCUUUAGACAGCAAAAUUGAACACAGCUCUGCCAUUGAGCAAGAGAAUACUACUGUGGUGGGUCAGUCUGCAAGGGAAGUUAGGGAGAACGAAGGAAAUGAUAGAAUAGAUGAAAGGAUCCUUAGCAGGUCUGUUUUUGUGUACCAAAUAGCAGCUGCUAUAGCCGCAUUGCACGAAAGGUCAAUGCUUGAAAAAAGAAUCAGGGCUCUCCGGAAUCCUCUGCCGCUUCCUGCUUUUCAACGGAUGGCUGAGCAUCAGCAUAUUUCAAAGAAGGCGGAUGAGGAACGCCAAAAGCGUCCUGAUUAUAGACGAUUGAUUGAGCACGAUAGCUUCCCUUUUCAGAGGCAACAUGAUCAGGACAAUAUGAAGAUGAAGACUAGAGAAGAGUUAUUGGCUGAAGAAAGGGACUACAAACGACGCAGAAUGUCCUAUCGUGGAAAGAAGCUAAAGCGAUCCACAAAAGAGGUGAUGAGGGAUAUCAUAGAAGAGUACAUGGAAGUUAUUAAGGAGACAGGAGGAAUUGGAGGCCUUACCAAGGAAGAAGCAGAUGGAGAAAAGUCAACAUUUAAGAAUUCUCCUGCUCAUAAUAACUCUACGAACUUUGAGAUGGCUCAUCACUCAGCAAAUGAUCAGCAGCAUGGAUAUACGAAAUCACUGGAUUAUAAAUAUGAAUCUAAGGACAAAAAACAUAUUGAUGCUUGUCCUAGUAGAAAAGAGCGACAUAAAAGAGAACCUUACGGUCACAGACCACUUGAGGAUGAAAGAACGAAAAGGGAUAGAAGCUCUAGGGACUAUCAUUCGAGAAGCCCUAGUGCAGAUAGAAGACCCAGUCGGCCAAGAGAGCAUAGGAAUCACACAAGGAAUCAAGAUGUUAUGGAAACAGUUGAAGCUGAACGUUCCAAAAGCAAGUAUUCUGCUCGUAAUGUAUCAAGCUAUAAUGACCAGAAAUCACUGUAUUCUACAUCAGGCACUUUGAAAAACUCUUCUGGUAGAAAGGACAAAAGGAAAUUAGAAUCUCCAGAAAGAGGUAGAUGGAAAAGGCAUGAGAAUGAUGAAAGGGAUUUAUCAAGAAGGGGUGAAUUCAAUGAUCGGUAUGAUCCUUCUGCAGCUAGUGGAUAAUUAUGAUGAUCAGUUCAUUGACAGCUGAUCCACAAGGCCAGAAUCUUAAUACAAUCACUGAUGGCAUGAAGGGUUUUGUUGUGAAGUAUUAUUUUGUUUUCUUCGAGGAAACUGGUGGAUUUUGUGUUGCCUUGGCAGGAAGUCAUUCAGGCUUCGGCAGAUUUUUUUUCUUUGUUCGUAUCCUCCUUUGUAUCCUUUAGCAUUUAUGCUUUUACUUGAUUCUGCUUUCGAAUGCUAUGAUUUAUAUAUGCAUGUGUUUUCUGUUUACCGUCGUCUUUUUUUCUUCUCUGCUCUUUAUCUCAUUUUUUUUCGCUUCUCUUGCACUUUGGCAAUUAAUCUUAUGAUAAUUUGUCGGUUAUGUAGAAAAAAUGUGGUUGACAAUAGUGUGAAGAUAGAGAUUAUAGCUAAAACGUUGAUAAUUUGUCGUGACUAUCAUCAUUCAUCAUAACAUAGCUGAAAAAAGCUGGCUUCUGAUUCCUUAGUUAUGUCAAGCUAGUUGUCAUUAAUUUUCUCCAGUUCCGACUCUUAGUUUUGAAAAACUUCAUGUUACACCUAAAACUUUUGAGAGUAUAAGAGCAACUCCAAUGGUUAGCUACAAGGUGGUGUAGCUAAGAGCGACUCCAAUGGUCAUAAAAAAGGACCAGCUUGCAAAAAGUUAAAAUAUAUGAGUGGUAGUCAACUAUUGGUACAUAAAUUACGUUAUCAUCUAUGCUCUUUUGAACUGGUAGAUCACGGGAAAAAAUAAGUGAAAAUGUAAAAUAAAUAAAAUUGUCUAUUAAAUAAAAUAUUAUGAGCUACAAGGUAUUGUAGCCAAUCAAUUGAAAUCUUUGUAGCUUAAAAGCAUUGUAGCUAGAAUUUGAUGUGGCAAAUUUAGCUACACCACCUUAUAGCUAACCAUUGGUGUUGCUCUAAAUUUGCCACAUCUAGCUACAAUGUUUUUAAGCUUCAAAUUUUCCUAUUGGUUGACUACAAUGCCUUGUAGCUCUAUAUAAUAUUUUGUUUAAUUAUAACUUUUUAUUUAUUUAUCUAUUCUAUUUUAUUCUUUAGCUACAUGCUCAUAUGAGUUACAAUAUUUUGAUAAUUGCUUAUGUAAUUUAUGUACCAACAGUUAUAUAUGCUUAAAAUCUUUUACUUUUUUGCCAGCAGGUCCUUUUUAUGACUAUUGGAGUUGCUCUAAUAGACUAUCUUGUUUUCCCUUAAAGCACAUGGUACCCCCUUCUAUAUACGUAGUACUACGUAUAAGAGAUUUCCUUUUUUGUUUGAGAAAUUAUAAUCUAGUCUAUCAAUUUCCCUAAGCUUGUUCAAUUGUGUUGCGACCUUUUUAAGGCAUCUGUGGACCUGUGGUGGCAUUUGAGAGUCCAACUUUUCUGAUGCUUGGAUGUUUGUUUAUAUGUGGUAGCACCGUUUAAGAAUCUUUUCGGAAACUAAACUUAGGGAAAAUGUUGUUUGUCUGAAGAUGCGUAUAUACAUAGCCUUGAAAAUGUUGGAAUUACAAUGUCAACUCUACCUGAUAAUCACAAGAUGUGUUUAUAUUGUUUGGUAUAUAUCAGUUUAGAGUUGCAAACUUACAAUGCCGUCACUACUUCCAAUUUCCAAACCCUUAUAAAUAGCAGUCAGCAUGGCUGUUUUCCGCCUUUUAUCCCAUGUCAAACUUGUAAAGGCCUGUCAAAUGGUCACUUUAGAUCUAGGUUUAGUAAAAUAAGGUUUUUCAAUCAGGUCAAUUGUCUGAUGACUUUUGUGCCAUGCCCUUUUCUAUCUUUAUUACAUUCUUAGUUCAUUUGAAGUUUCAGACCACAAAUCUCUUGUUUAAAUAAUAAAUACUUGUUCAUGUUCUUCCAUGAUUUCGUGUCUGUUUGUUAGUCACUGUUCCAUUUAACAACAGUUUUUAUUUGUUUAAAUUCCACACUGCAUCAUUUGUGAUUAUUAUGGCAUUAGAAUAAGAGUUCGGUCAUGAGUGCCAUACUUGAUAAAAUGUCGAAACUGUGGAUCUGUUUGACAAUAUUGUUGUACUCUGUAUUUAAGUAAUAUUCGGAUAGAGUUCAUAUACUUAUCAGUGGACGUGCUAUUCUGAAUGUGGUGUUUCAUUAGGGAUUUUCAGUAAUACCUCAUUUCUUGUUACUCAAUUACAAAUUUUGUUAUCAUGCCAGUAUAGAUGCAAGGGUCUCAUAUUUUCUAUUUUGUUAGAGUUGGUGAAGAGGUUGGUUCUGACUUCUGACUAUUUUUAUUUGAGAUAUUCUAUUUUUGCCUUUUGUUUGCUGUAGAUCUCAAAAUUCUAAUGAUGAUGAUAACUGAAGUUUGUUUCGCCAUCAGAAUCUCUUUGCUCGUUGCUGCUCAUCCCAGUUGUGUCACAGGCAUCUCUUCUGCCCCGGGUUGACAUAGGAGAGGGUACUCUUUUCUUUCGCGAGUUUAGUUGCAUCUUUAGGGAUCUGAGGGCGGAGAGGCCAAUAUCUGAUAUGUAUUUCAAGAUACAUAUCACCCCACUAAACGACAAAAUAGAGAUAAGAUAAAAAUGAAAGCAGGUGCCAUUUUUCAAAGACAUAUGUCAUUUUGGAAAAAUGAAUGCCAUUUUUCAAAAACCAAUGCCAUUUUCCAGAAAUGGAUGUCAUUUAAAAAAAAAAAUGAUUUUGUUCUUUAGCGUUUGUCUUAUUCCUAUUUUAUCGUUUAUUUAUGAAUACAUAUCAGAUAUUGAUUUAUACUUCCUCCAUCUGAUUGCUGAUUAAUCUAGUGGACAUUUCAAAGAAAGUAUUUUUUUUUCUUGAUAUUUUGAAAAAUUGAUGAACAAAACGAAUGUCGAUCGUGUUAUUUUAAGCGAUAACUCGAAGCCGAGAUUAUUAUACAGCCCGGGGAACAAUGAGGAUAUUUCAUUAUUCUAAUUUCUAAAUGUAGCCUAACGAUUUGGGAAAUCGUAUUUGUUUUUUGUAUUCCCGAAAAGGAUUUUCUCUAAUAAACGAAGUAAUUUAACAUGACUACAUCAUCAA
Molecule: messenger RNA, 5432 nt
Organism: Spinacia oleracea (spinach)
Lineage: Eukaryota; Viridiplantae; Streptophyta; Magnoliopsida; Caryophyllales; Amaranthaceae
Product: U11/U12 small nuclear ribonucleoprotein 48 kDa protein
Exons: 5
Coding region: 223-2454 (743 amino acids)
Source: RefSeq, a predicted model, not a curated record